AUGUUGAAGUGGGUCCAAUCCGGCUUGUCCGUUGUAGCAGGCACUGCAGAGCCUGAAUAUGGUCCAGAUGCUAUUCACCCAGUUACCCAAUCCAUUGCCAAUGGCGAACCAACCUCCAGAGAAACUACUGGUGCUGACUUUGCUUGGAGAAAACCAUCUUCCACCAAUGUCGAAACGCAAACCUUCUACUACUCUGACUUGAAGUCGGGGUACACUGGUUUUGCUCAGGUGAUUCAUUCCAACAUCAUGGGAAUCAAGAAUACCGCACAGUUUACUUUCCGUCUUUACAACAACAAUUUGGGCGCUGAAGACCCUCUUUGUAUCUGGACUUCUACAGCAUUGGAAGACUUCCGCACCGAAGGUUCCAACUUUUAUGCCAAGGACUUGUCUAUUGAAUUGUCUGGCGAGAACUCCAAUGUGUACACUAUCAAGUCCAAAGUGUGUCCUAAGUCCGAAGUCGACCUUGUUGUUACUAAAUUAGUUCCAGGUGUAAUUUUUGGUGCAGAUGGAACAACCCUCUAUGGUGAUGACAUUGAAAACCCAUGGGGUGCCAUGAGACAUGCUUUCUGGCCUAGAUGUAGCGCCAAGGGUACUAUUAAAUUGGGAGACACAUCCCUUGAAAUUGAUGGUUACACCAUGUUUGUGAUGGCUUUGCAAGGUAUGAAACCUCAUCAUGCAGCAAAGUCGUGGAACUUUUUGAACUUCCAGUCGGAGAACUUUUCUGCUGUCCAAAUGGAAUUCACCACUCCUUCCUCAUAUGCUAACACCAAAGUUAACGUUGCUAUUUUGACUUCGAAGGACAAGAUCAUUGCCACAUCCAUUGACAAUGAAAUCAUCCAUGAAAAUGCUGAGGCAGAUAACGUUGGCUGGAAAGUUCCAAAAGCAAUCACUUUUAAUUUUACCGAGGGCACUAAUUCGGAAGUCAUUGCGACUGUAAGAGGUAACUUGACGAGACUUAUUGAACGCGUGGAUGUUAUGGCUGAAAUUCCUCAGUUUGUGAAGAACAUCGUCAGUGGUGUGGCUGGCACAAAGCCGUACAUUUACCAGUUCUGCAACACUUUAACUAUUGAGUACGAAGGUAAGUCAGAGGACGGUAUUGCGUUUAACGAAGCCACAUUCAUUUCUGAGUAA
Clavispora lusitaniae ATCC 42720 is the source of this 1131-nucleotide messenger RNA. It is a transcript of the gene SVF1, whose product is annotated as Svf1p. The record is from RefSeq and is a predicted model, not a curated record. NCBI's taxonomy places the organism in Eukaryota, Fungi, Ascomycota, Pichiomycetes, Serinales, Metschnikowiaceae. Gene Ontology annotation, cellular component: cytoplasm. Gene Ontology annotation, biological process: response to oxidative stress.